Messenger RNA from Rana temporaria (common frog), 3612 nucleotides. RefSeq names its product ankyrin repeat and SOCS box containing 7 (gene ASB7). Gene Ontology annotation, biological process: intracellular signal transduction. The transcript has 6 exons. The record is from RefSeq and is a predicted model, not a curated record. The coding region runs from base 569 to 1525 and encodes 318 amino acids. Gene Ontology annotation, molecular function: protein binding. Lineage: Eukaryota; Metazoa; Chordata; Amphibia; Anura; Ranidae.
UUCUGAUUGGUCGCGGCUUAGAGCGAAGCGAGUAGGGGGGGGUGGGAGUUUUGUCUGCCUGCUUCCCGUUAUCGCGGAGGGUUAUGGGGCAGGCCCCGGGAAGUACGGAGCGGUGUGAGGCGCUGGGCGGUGGUGUGUCUCGGGGGUGAGUGUGUCUCUGUCAUAGUAACCUCCCCCCUUCCUCCAACGGCGGCUCACCACCUGCCAGGCCGGUACCCGCUCCCUGCACCCACUACUCCGCAACAAUGGCAGCCAGUGUUCAAUAAACAGCCCUGACUGAGGAGGCCAUGAUCCCUCCGCCGUCCCUCUACCCCAUUGUGGUGUCCUAUACCUUCUCCCCUCCCCCACACUGCUGUGUCCUGUCUAUGGAAGGUCUGCCGUUCUCGAAUUUGUCGAAGUGAAAGGAAAAGACCAGAGGUGAAGACUUUUUCUUUCCUGUUGCGAUGAAGUGCGUCAGCGAAUCAAGCCAUAUGAGAAGCAAUCGCAACGUCACAAAGUCGGUGUGACAAAGUGGUGAGAGGCGACUUACGGCCCCAUGACUCUAUAGAUAAGAAUAGCAGAGGGGAGGAUGUUACCUCACCACUGCCGGAGGAAUCCUGAGCUACAGGAGGAGCUGCGGAUACAGGCAGCUGUGGCUGCGGGAGACGUCCACACCGUACGUACUAUGCUGGAACAGGGCUACUCGCCCAAUGGUCGGGAUGCCAAUGGAUGGACUCUGCUUCACUUCUCAGCAGCACGUGGAAAAGAAAGAUGCGUGAGAGUAUUCCUAGAGCAUGGAGCGGAUCCUACAGUAAAGGACUUAAUAGGGGGCUUUACAGCGCUCCAUUAUGCCGCCAUGCAUGGAAGGGCUCGGAUUGCACGCCUAAUGUUGGAAUCAGAAUAUCGCAGUGACAUUAUUAAUGCCAAGAGCAAUGAUGGCUGGACACCGCUGCACGUGGCUGCCCACUACGGAAGAGAUUCUUUUGUCAGGUUACUGUUGGAGUUUAAAGCUGAGGUUGAUCCCCUUAGCGACAAGGGCACCACUCCCCUGCAGCUCGCCAUCAUCCGAGAGAGAUCCAGCUGCGUCAAAAUUCUCCUGGACCACAACGCCAACAUUGAUAUUCAAAACGGGUUUCUGCUACGCUAUGCUGUGAUCAAAAGUAACCAUUCGUAUUGUCGCAUGUUUUUGCAACGGGGGGCCGAUACGAACUUGGGGAGGCUGGAAGACGGGCAGACGCCUCUUCACCUUUCGGCUCUGCGGGAUGACGUCCUUUGCGCUCGUAUGUUGUACAAUUAUGGGGCCGACACGAACACUAGGAACUAUGAAGGGCAGACCCCUCUAGCUGUAUCACUCAGUAUCUCUGGAACUAGCCGACCUUGCCUGGAUUUCCUACAAGACGUACGAAGACAGCCCCGAUUCCUUCAAGAUUUGUGUCGGAUUAAAAUUCGCCACUGUAUAGGACUGCAGAACCUCAAGCUACUGGAUGAGCUCCCCAUUGCCAGGGUCAUGAAGGACUACUUAAAACACAAAUACGAUGACGUCUGAGUUGCGGGUGGGUGUGUCCCCCCCCCCCCCGCAGCAGAGACUUUGUUGCGUCAUUUCAGAUUUGAUUAUUCCAAAACUGAGGGUAGGCUGUUGUCUUGCACAAGUAUAUCCUAUGCAAUUUCUGAUGUGGGUUGGAGUCAGAAGGCAGGUAUACAUUUUUAUAUAUAUAUUUUUUUUUUUGUUUAAUAUUAUUUUCCCUGUUCUUUUUUUUAUUUUUAUUUUAUAUGGUGUGAUAGAAAGUCUUAACCUCUUAAGGUCCACACUUUCACUUGAAAAACAAAAAAAAAAAAGAGAGAAAAGAAAACACUUAACACUUUAUGAAACUUUCUUUGUUCUCAUACCCGACUCAGAGCAAACGUGGCCCCCCUCUCUUCAAACGUGGCCCUGUUACCCGCCUGCACCAAUGGCAGCCAUUGUAUGGAAGGAGCAGCUCAUCAGUUUUGCUAGGAGCACGCCUCCACGUCAUUACUGGUUCUUAGCGAUUUGCUGGGCUGCGUUUCGUCACUGCGUUUCAACCUAUAAAAAUGGCAGCCGGCGUUGUACGUAGAUCGCAGGGAACGCGUUACAAACCAAAUUUGUGGAUGAUUUUUUUGCUGUAAGGCAUGCACUGGUGAUAAGACGCAGGCUAAUCUAAUGUUAGCCAAUAGAAGAAAGGUUUGUGUACCUCUUUGAAAAUAUUUUUUAUGUCCGAAAAAGCACUGCUGAAGGACGAACCAAACUUUAGGUUAAACCUUGCUGUGGUUUUUUUUUUUUUUUUUUUUUUUCUUCGUUUGGAGACCUCAAAGUCAUUUGUGUAAAUGGUAAUCAGCCAGUUGGCUGAAAUUUGUUCUUUCAGAUAAUUUUUCUUUACAAAAUAAGCAGUUAAAAAAAAAAAUAGCCCCUCCCCCCCCUCCCGUGCACGAGGCUCUGCGGCUGGAGAACACAGGCUCACCAUCAAGACCCCCUAUUAAAGUGUUUGAUGGUGGACAGGGCUGGGUGGUGCACUUAGCGGUACUUUCAUUUAGGGGAGGAGUAUGCGCCCAGAGAUGAAUCUCCGGAAUGCAGACUGCAUGCGUUUUGGGCAUCGGACCCAGAUGCAUACUCCCCUAGGCAUAUAUACCAUCAGGGCUUUUUUUUCCCCCUCAAAGAACAGGAGAAGGCACGCCCCGCUUUCAGCUAACCCCUUGUCUCUGCCCCUACCCACCUUCAAGCACCGUCCCUGGGUACCACUCCCCACCUAUCUGUACCGUCUCUACAGAAUAUCAUUUUGUGUUUAGUAAUUUGUAUAGAAAUGUUAACAAGAAAAGUAAAAUAGAUUCCCUGCAGCCGGCAACAAUAUACCCCUUCCAACAAAAAUGUACCCCUUCCAACAACUAUAUACCCCAUCCAACAACAAUAUACCCCUUCCAACAACUAUACACCCCUUCCAACAACUAUAUACCCCUUCCAACAACAAUAUACCCCUUCCAACAACUAUACACCCCUUCCAACAACUAUACACCCCUUCCAACAACUAUACACCCCUUCCAACAACUAUACACCCCUUCCAACAACUAUACACCCCUUUCCAACAACUAUAUACCCCUUCCAACAACUAUAUACCCCUUCCAACAACAAUAUACCCCUUCCAACAACUAUAUACCCCUUCCAACAACAAUAUACCCCUUCCAACAACUAUAUACCCCUUCCAACAACUAUAUACCCCUUCCAACAACUAUAUACCCCUUCCAACAACUAUACACCCCUUCCAACAACUAUACACCCCUUCCAACAACUAUAUACCCCUUCCAACAAGAAUAUACCCCUUCCAACAACCAUAUACCCCUUCCAACAACCAUAUACCCCUUCCAACAACCAUAUACCCCUUCCAACAACAAUAUACCCCUUCCAACAACAAUAUACCCCUUCCAACAACUAUAUACCCCUUCCAACAACUAUAUACCCCUUCCAACAACAAUAUACCCCUUCCAACAACUAUACACCCCUUCCAACAACUAUACACCCCUUCCAACAACUAUAUACCCCUUCCAACAACUAUAUAUCCCUUCCAACAACAAUAUACCCCUUCCAACAACUAUAUACCCCUUCCAACAACUAUAUACCCCUUC